Westerdykella ornata is the source of this 1839-nucleotide messenger RNA. RefSeq lists its product as uncharacterized. The record is from RefSeq and is a predicted model, not a curated record. Gene Ontology annotation, molecular function: ferric-chelate reductase activity. Bases 1 to 1839 code for a protein of 612 amino acids. Gene Ontology annotation, biological process: iron ion transport; intracellular iron ion homeostasis; copper ion import. Gene Ontology annotation, cellular component: plasma membrane. The transcript is spliced from 2 exons. NCBI's taxonomy places the organism in Eukaryota, Fungi, Ascomycota, Dothideomycetes, Pleosporales, Sporormiaceae.
AUGUCCCCUUACCCCCGCCCCGGGAGGCACGCCGCCGAAUUCCUGAAGGGAUGGGACACCGAUGACAAUGACCGGCUUCGGUACUCGUUUGGCCUGACGGGCGUGGAUCAGAAGGGGAACUUCCUAUGGGUGGACGUGUUUGGAUGGAUGCUGCUUGUUGUCGCGCUGGCAACCCUCGCCUUGCACAUCUGCAACAUGGGCUGGCGACAGAUGCGACAGCUGAGCGUCAUGGGCCAGCCCAGCCGGCAAGCUUACUUCAAGGAUAACAAGACGCGAUGGUGGCCUUGGAUCCAACGACACAUCCUCACCGCACCUCUAUGGAAGAAGCGACACAAUAGGACCUUCCAGCUCUCGAGCGCAAUCGAGAAUGGAACCCUGCCGGGGCGCUGGCACACCAUCGUCCUGGCCAUCUACGUCGGUCUCAACAUCGCCUGGUGCUGUAUCUUGCCCUACGGGGAAGAACGUGCAGAGGUCAUUGCUGCUCUCCGAGGACGCAGCGGCACUCUGGCAGCGCUUAACCUCAUCCCCACCGUCCUCUUCGCGCUCCGAAACAAUCCUCUGAUCCCCCUACUUCAGGUCUCUUAUGACGACUUCAACCUCUUCCACCGGUGGGGUGCCCGUAUCACCAUUGCCGAAGCACUCGUGCACACCGCUUCCUGGGUCGCCAACACCAAGAAUGGCGGCGGCUGGAAGCACGUCGCAGCCGCGCUUCGCGACGAAUCCUCCUAUGGCUGGGGAAUGGUCGGCACCAUCGCCUUCGUUUUCCUCGGCAUCCAAGCAUGGUCUCCCAUUCGGCACGCUUUCUACGAAACCUUCCUCAACAUCCACCGCCUCUGCGUGCUCGCCGCCCUUGUCGGCCUCUACCUCCACCUGGCGCAGCACAAGCUCCCUCAACUGCCAUGGAUGUGGGUCGUUAUCAUCAUGUGGAGCGUCGAAGUCGCUAUGCGCAUGUUCCGUGUUUACUACAACAGCCUCCGCCUCACAAGAGCCUCGCAUAUCACCGUCGAAGCCAUGCCCGGCGAGGCCGUCCGCGUCACCGUCGACCUCCAGCGUCCCUGGUAUCCCCGCCCCGGCUGCCAUGUCCACAUCUACAUGCCCGCCAUGAAUCCUCUCCUGCCGUGGACAUCGCACCCCUUCUCCGUCGCAUGGGCCGCUAUCGACGAACCCUCCCACAAGGAAAUGGCCGACGUCGGUCUCCCAACUCUCGAAGGCCAACCCCUCGCUCCUCAUGGCCCCCGCCCGUCCCGCCAAAUCAGCCUCAUCUGCCGCGCCCGCACAGGUCUUACUCGCCAGCUGUACGACAAAGCCGCAAACAGCGAGCACACCAUGUUCACCACGUGGGGCGCCAUCGAGGGACCCUAUGGCGGCCACCACUCGCUCGACUCGUACGGCACCGUCCUGCUCUUCGCCGGCGGUGUCGGCAUCACGCACCAAGUCAUGUAUCUCCAGCACCUCGUCAAGGGCUUCGAAGCCAGCACGACCGCCACCCAGAAACUGCUCCUCGUCUGGACCGUGCCCGAGAGCGAAUGUCUCGAAUGGGUCCGCCCCUGGAUGGACGAAGUGCUGCGCCUCAAGGGUCGUAAGAAGGUCCUCCGCGUGAUGCUCUUCAUCACGCGGCCGAAGAAGAAGCUCGAGAAUGUGAAUUCGUCGUCGGUGAAGAUGUUUGCCGGGCGGCCCAAGAUGGUGCCGCUGCUAGAGGAGGAGGUGCGCAACCGCGUGGGCGCCAUGGCCGUGACGGUGUGUGGGAGCGGGGCGUUUGCGGAUGAUGUCCGGGGUGCGGUGAGGCCGUUUUUGGAUAAGGGGAGUGUGGAUUUCAUCGAGGAGGCGUUUACGUAUUAG